UUGCCAAGGGUCUUGUCCAAGCUGAUGUGAGACUUCUCGCAUCUGGAGGAACCGCCAAAUUGCUCAGGGAAUCUGGUUUCCCUGUGGAGGACGUCUCCAGUAUUACCCAUGCUCCUGAGAUGCUGGGAGGACGUGUCAAGACUCUUCAUCCAGCUGUCCACGGAGGUAUUCUUGCUAGAAACAACGAAUCUGACGAAAAAGAUCUUGCUGAACAAAACAUUGACAUGGUGGACUUUGUCGUCUGUAAUCUGUACCCAUUCAAGGAGACUGUUGCUAAAAUCAACGUGACCAUCGACGAGGCGGUUGAGGAAAUUGAUAUUGGUGGUGUCACUCUGCUGAGAGCUGCAGCCAAGAACCAUUCCAGAGUGACCAUUCUGUCGGAUCCUAAGGAUUAUUCCAAGUUUUUGGAAGAGUUGGCAACCAAGGGCGAUGUUUCUCCUGAGGCUAGACAGAUAUUUGCUCUGAAGGCAUUCGAACAUACCGCUGAUUACGACAGUGCAAUCUCCGAUUUCUUCAGGAAAAGAUACUCGGAGGGUGUUUCCCAACUGCCUUUAAGAUACGGUGCCAACCCUCACCAAAAGCCAGCACAGGCUUUCGUUACUGAAGGAGAACUUCCUUUCAAAGUCUUGAGCGGCUCUCCAGGCUACAUCAACUUGUUGGACGCAUUGAACUCUUGGCCUUUGGUCAAGGAGUUGUCUGCCUCCUUGAACCUUCCAGCAGCCGCUUCAUUUAAGCAUGUUUCUCCAGCUGGUGCUGCUGUUGGUCUUCCAUUGACGGACCUGGAAAAAAAAAUCUACUUUGUUAGUGAGAUAGAGAAUCUCUCUCCGUUGGCCAAUGCAUACGCUAGAGCCAGAGGUGCCGACAGGAUGUCUUCUUUCGGUGACUUCAUUGCGCUCUCCAACAUUGUCGAUGUUCCAACUGCAUCCAUCAUUUCCAAAGAAGUCAGUGAUGGAGUGAUUGCUCCAGGAUACGAGCCGGCUGCUCUGGAAAUACUAAAAAAGAAGAAGGGGGGUAAGUAUUGUGUCUUGCAAAUUGAUCCAAACUACACCCCAAAGACUACCGAAUCUAGACAGGUUUACGGUAUCACUUUGCAACAGAAGAGAAACGAUGCAAUUAUUAACUCUUCUUCGUUCAAGGACUUUGUCUCUAAGAACACUGCUUUGACAGAGCAGGCCUCGAUUGACCUUACUGUUGCUACCAUUGCUCUGAAAUACACACAAUCCAACUCUGUCUGUUACGCAAAGAAUGGUAUGGUUAUCGGUUUGGGAGCCGGACAACAGUCCAGAAUCCACUGUACUAGACUGGCUGGUGACAAGGCAGACAACUGGUGGUUGAGACAUCACCCAAGGGUUCUUGGUUUCAAAUGGGCUAAGGGUGUCAAGAGACCAGACAAGUCGAACGCUAUUGAUUUAUUUGUUACAGGUCAAAUCCCAACGGAGGAACCAGAAAAGAGUGAGUACGAAUCUAAAUUCGAGGAAGUUCCUACUCCUCUUACCGCCCAAGAAAGACAAGAGUGGCUCAAGAAACUGACAGACGUGUCCCUUUCCUCGGACGCCUUCUUCCCAUUCCCAGAUAACGUCCACAGGGCUGCAAGAUCUGGAGUGAAAUACGUUGCUGCUCCAACUGGCUCUGUUAUGGACAGAGCUGUUUUUGAUGCUGCUGACUCCUACGAGAUGGUGUACAUGGAAAACCCGAUCAGAUUGUUCCAUCAUUAAACACGUUUAAUACUGUUACUGCUAUAGUACUGUUAUGAUAACUGUAUCUCAAAAUAUAACCAAACG
Ogataea polymorpha is the source of this 1781-nucleotide messenger RNA. RefSeq lists its product as uncharacterized. Gene Ontology annotation, cellular component: cytosol. The coding region runs from base 120 to 1715 and encodes 531 amino acids. The transcript has a single exon. Gene Ontology annotation, molecular function: phosphoribosylaminoimidazolecarboxamide formyltransferase activity; IMP cyclohydrolase activity. Lineage: Eukaryota; Fungi; Ascomycota; Pichiomycetes; Pichiales; Pichiaceae. The record is from RefSeq and is a predicted model, not a curated record. Gene Ontology annotation, biological process: 'de novo' IMP biosynthetic process.